AUGUAAUGUGUUGUGUUUUCGUAUUUUGUUUGUUUACUUUUUGCGAGUUAAAUAAUUAUAAUUUUUAAUUUAGAUCGAUGAUGGUGAUGAUUAGUUGUCGCUACAUUAAUAAAUAUGUCUGAAGGUACCAAUACUAAGAGGAUAACAUUUAAACAAACCAAACCGAAUCCUCUAUUUCAAAGUUGGCUCCAAGAACUAUACGAUGAAUCUGUAGAAAAGAACAGCAAACUCAAAGACAUGCUGAAACAGGCGCUCGAGUCUCUUUCCAGGUAUCCUUUACCUCUGCAGUCAGGUUCUGAUUGCGCAAUUCUGCAGGGAUUCGGGAAGAAACUGUGUCUUUUUUUGGAUAAGAAGUUGGAAGUGUAUAAUGACAACCAAGCCAUUGAUUCAAAUGGCCCAGCCAUAGUACCCCCGAGCCUGUCUCAACAGUUAAACAGUUCCAGUGAAGCAGAGCUACCCAUUAUAGUUCCAGAAAGUAAUAAUAAUCAAGUGGUAGAUAAAACAAACUCUGUAAAACAUAAACAGAAAUCUCCAAAAAGGCCAAAAGCAUAUAAACCCUCCCAUAGAUCUGGUGGAUAUGCAUUGCUUGUAGCUUUAUUCUACCAAUACCAGGAAAACCAGAGUUCUCCAUCCCUGAAGAGAGAAGAGCUUAUACUUAAAGCUCAGCCUUUUAGUGAAGAGUCUUUUACUAGACCAAAGCCCGAGUCAUACUAUACAGCUUGGUCCAAUAUGACUCGUUUGAUUAGCAAAGGCCUAGUUAACAAAAUAGGCAGUAGAAAAGCUGAGUUUUCUCUUACUACUGAAGGAAUUUUGUUAGCUCAGGAACUUUUAGAGGAUAGUAAGAAUAUACCAUCUGUUAAUGACAUAAUUUUCAAAGAUGCUCUUCCAAGUACCAGUACAGCAAGUAGUUCUUCUGAAAUGGUGGUGGAUACACCACAGCUGAGUCAAGUAUCUGAAGCUUCUAGUCAAAGCCUGGUUGAACUGGAGGCUGGCACUUUUGAUGUAAUUCUGCUUAUUGAUAAGAUGGAAACCAGUGGACUUUCAAAUAAAAACGACCCAACAGUGGCACAGUUCAAGAAGUUUCCAGAUUUGAAACACGAGUACAGACAUCUUAAAGUUGGAGAUUUCACCUGGGUAGCUAGAAGCAAAGCGAACAAGGAUAUAGAACUGGUCCUACCAUUUAUUGUUGAAAGAAAAAGAAUGGAUGAUCUCGGCGCCAGUAUUAAAGAUGGAAGGUUCCAUGAGCAGAAAUUCAGGUUAAGAAAGUGUGGCCUCAAGAAUGUUAUUUAUUUAGUUGAACAUUACGGGGGCAACAAGCACGUGGGCCUGCCUCUCCCCUCUUUGAUGCAGGCACUAGCCAAUACAAGGGUGCAUGAUGGUUUUAAAGUUCAUGUCACUGAUUCCUUGACAAAUUCUGCAAGAUUCUUGGCAAUGAUGACUAAAAGACUGACUAUAGAGUAUAAGGAUCAAGAUCUAAUUGGAGCUGCAAGUGAGACUAAUGAAAAUUUUCUAAUGACAUUCAACCAUUUUAACAAAACAUCUGCUAAGAGUAAAACCCUGACCAUCACCGAUACAUUUAUCAAGAUACUACUCCAGCUCAAAGGGAUGUCAGUGGAGAAGGCCUUAGCUAUCACUAAAACUUAUAGUACUCCUAAAGAACUGAUGGAAACAUAUAAGUGUUGUGAUAAAAAAGAAGGGGAAAUGUUACUUACCAAUCUAAAACAUGGUGAUUUGAAUAGGAAUGUAGGUCCUACAGUUAGCAAAGCAAUUUAUCAGUUACUCACAAUAAAAGAUCUACAGUAAUAUAUG
Molecule: messenger RNA, 1809 nt
Organism: Plutella xylostella (diamondback moth)
Lineage: Eukaryota; Metazoa; Arthropoda; Insecta; Lepidoptera; Plutellidae
Gene: mus81
Product: mus81 structure-specific endonuclease subunit
Biological process (GO): DNA catabolic process; double-strand break repair via break-induced replication; resolution of meiotic recombination intermediates
Cellular component (GO): Holliday junction resolvase complex; nucleus
Molecular function (GO): crossover junction DNA endonuclease activity; DNA binding; 3'-flap endonuclease activity
Source: RefSeq, a predicted model, not a curated record